Molecule: messenger RNA, 204 nt
Organism: Parascedosporium putredinis
Lineage: Eukaryota; Fungi; Ascomycota; Sordariomycetes; Microascales; Microascaceae
Source: the annotation of a GenBank genome assembly
AUGGAAGAACACCUGGAUCGGGAACUUGCUCCCAACCGACUUCAUUUACGUAGACCGCUCGACCGAAUGCCGGCUUCAUUCCUUUUGUCCUCCUCAUACCUUGACGACAGGCCUCUACUGCCCCCUCCAAGCCGCCACUCAGCGCUUCUACGAAUGGUUCAAGGGCGUCCAUCAAAGUCCUAUCCCCAGAUCGUGCAGGUGUGA